AUGCUAGACAGCGGCAAUUGCUCAUCAGCACGAAAGGUUUUUUCAAGUUCGCACAAGCAACAUUAUGGCGCGAAAAAAGGAUCCUCAGCAGCAUCUCAGGCUUUCAUCUCGACCGCCAUAACCAUGCAACCAUCUUACCCCACACCCAAAAGAGGGGCAGCUCUCAUUCUAUCGUUUAGACUGCCAAACAAAACAGUUGUAAUACUGGGUUCGGGCAGCCUUGCUGCCACGAGAGCAUUCGCCGCUCUAGAGGCAGAUUCCUCUGUCAUUAUUUUGGCCAGAGGUGGAGUCAACUCCGCCUGCGAGGAGCUAAAGUGGAGGGCUCAACAAAAGCAGCUUCGAAUCGUUGAUUGGGAUGACCUGCCAAGUUCAAGUUCAUCGGAAGCCAGCAAUUACGGAGACAUUCUUGAUGCAUUUCUGGAGACGAUUCCCAAUGUAGCUCUCGCCAUCGUCACAGACACUUUAUCCACGAACCACACCCGCAAUCAUGCUUCUGCCCAGACGAUUUACCGUGUAUUUAAGGCCCGCAAUAUACCUGUCAACACUACAGACAUGAUAGACCUUUGCGACUUUUCAUUCACCUCCACACAUCGAUUCGAGCAUUAUGAAACAGGGCAGAAAACGUCGCUGCAAAUUGGCGUAACAACCAACGGUCAGGGGUGCCGGCUCGCUGCUCGCCUCCGACGAGAAAUUGUGGCAAAACUUCCGCGCGAGGUUGGGGCCGCUGUCGAGCAAGUCGGUCAGAUGCGGGCGAUGGCGAAAGGCGAUGCACCACUUCCGCCCAAUGAAGACAUAUCUAUCCCUGUCGACGAAGACAUUGACGAAGAAGAACUGGCAGAAGAUGGCGGUGUUCUGACUCCCAAUCGACCUGUGCCUUCGCGAAACAACACAGAGAACGCUGCAGAAACUAGGAGAAGAAGAAUCAAAUGGGUGGCACAGGUCAGCGAGUAUUGGCCAAUCUCCAAGCUCGCAUCAAUGUCGGAAGUGGAUAUGAAAGAUGUUCUUACGGCGAACCAAAACACCAUGUCGCUGAGUGGCGCUGCUAACAUUCUCGGCGCCCCUCAAGCCCAGAUGCCUUCGCUACAUUUCAAAUCUUUCCCAAAACAUGGGCGCAUAUUAUUGGUUGGCUCCGGACCUGGACAUCCUUCUCUCCUCACCAUCGCCACCCAUACUGCUCUCACGCAGUUGGCUGAUCUCGUACUUUCUGAUAAGCUUGUACCGGAUGCCGUUUUGUCCUUAAUACCGAAACAUGUCGAGGUCCGCAUUGCGAGAAAAUUUCCAGGAAACGCCGAAGGUGCACAAAUAGAGAUGAUGGAGGCGGCCGUUGAGGCAGCAAAACGAGGGUUAACUGUAGUCCGCCUUAAGCAAGGCGACCCGGUGGUGUAUGGACGCGCGGGCGAAGAGGUGCUUUACUUCCGUUCUCAUGGAUUCGAACCGCUUGUUGUACCUGGUGUGAGCUCCGCACUGGCUGCACCGACAUUUGCUGGGAUACCGGUGACGCAGCGUGGUGUCGCAGAGUCAUUUAUUGUAUGCACUGGUGUUGGUAGAAAGGGCAAAGAAGUCCAGCUGCCUGGGUACGAACGCGGUCGGACGCUUGUUGUCCUUAUGGGCGUAGCGCGCCUGCAGCAGGUCGUCAACACCCUCGUCGAUACAACGGACGCGGAAAAUCGUCGUGACGGGCCUGCAUAUCCUCCUCACUUACCUAUCGCAAUCAUUGAACGUGCUUCGAUGCCUGAUCAGAGGGUUAUCUCUUCGACUUUGAAGGAUAUUGUGCGGGCGCUUGAUAGCAACGGCGAACAACGGCCUCCGGGGAUGAUGGUCAUCGGAUGGGCAGUUUUGGCACUCAGUGGGCCGGGCGACGUGGGAGUGCUGGAAGAAGGAGCAGAACUAGACGACGAAGCGCGUGUGCGGAGGUGGUUAGGAGGACCUGAAAGCUUAAGUUGGAAAGUAAAAGAAGGCAUUGAGACAGGGUGGGAUAGCGUAUGA
Psilocybe cubensis is the source of this 1986-nucleotide messenger RNA. RefSeq lists its product as uncharacterized. Lineage: Eukaryota; Fungi; Basidiomycota; Agaricomycetes; Agaricales; Agrocybaceae. The transcript has 2 exons. Gene Ontology annotation, biological process: siroheme biosynthetic process. Bases 1 to 1986 code for a protein of 661 amino acids. Gene Ontology annotation, molecular function: uroporphyrin-III C-methyltransferase activity. The record is from RefSeq and is a predicted model, not a curated record.